This is a messenger RNA of Botrytis sinoallii, 450 nucleotides long. RefSeq lists its product as uncharacterized. The transcript is spliced from 3 exons. Gene Ontology annotation, molecular function: structural constituent of ribosome. The record is from RefSeq and is a predicted model, not a curated record. Gene Ontology annotation, biological process: translation. Bases 1 to 450 code for a protein of 149 amino acids. NCBI's taxonomy places the organism in Eukaryota, Fungi, Ascomycota, Leotiomycetes, Helotiales, Sclerotiniaceae. Gene Ontology annotation, cellular component: cytosolic small ribosomal subunit; ribosome.
AUGUCUGACGUAGAAGAGCCAACCUCCCCAAUUGUCGCCGAGGCCGAUGAGGUCGAAGUUUCCGGAGAUGCAUCCAAGGGACAAAUGUCCGUUAUCGACGCAUUGAAGGGUGUCCUCAAGCUCGCACUUAUGCACGAUGGUCUCGCCAGAGGUCUCCGUGAAGCCUCCAAGGCUCUCGACCGUCGCCAAGCACACAUGUGUGUUCUCAACGAGGCAUGCGAGGAGGAAGCAUACAAGAAGUUGGUCGUUGCUCUCUGCUCCGAGCACAAGAUCCCCUUGAUCAAGGUUCCAGACGGAAAGCAAUUGGGCGAGUGGGCUGGUUUGUGUGUUUUGGACCGUGAGGGUAACGCACGCAAGGUUGUCAACUGCUCCUGCGUUGUCGUCAAGGAUUGGGGUGAGGAGUCUCAAGAGCGCACCAUGCUCCUCAACUACUUCCAAACCGAGCAAUAA